AUGACAUUGGAGUUUUUGUCCAGGUUAACAUUCAACAAUGUAUUCCAGGCUGUAAGAGGCCUCAAUAACACUAUUCUCGACGACAGACAUGUCCAGAAGACAGAUUUACAAGGAAAAUGGGUUAUCAUCUCCGGCUCAAACAACGGGGUUGGGCUAGAGGUGGCCAAGUCCUUCGCAUCAUGGGGAGCAAACCUGAUCCUAGCCUGCCGCGAUCCCCCUGAGGAACUCGGCGAACUUCAUCCCAACGCAGCCGUGGAAGAAUGCAAGCGUCUUGCCGAGGCAGAGCACCAUAUCUCAACGAUUGAAUGGUGGGAGAUAGAUAUGGCAGAUCUCAAAACUGUCGAGGCCUUUUGCGAAAGAUGGUUGAAAAGUGAUCGUGCUCUAGAUAUCCUGUGUAACAAUGCCGGAUUACAAUCUGCUCCUACAACUCGAAUGACGAAAGAUGGCUUCCAGAUCGUUCAUCAGGUCAACUUCCUAUCUCAUGUGCUACUUACAAUCCGACUCUUGCCCUCUCUGGGGAAAAGCACAGAUCCCCGAAUCGUGUGUACCACAUCAUGUGUCCAUCAUUUCGGUGUGUUUGAUCUAGAUCAUUUCAAUGGUGGUCUAGAAAUGAAAGGGAAUGAUUACCACAACAACAAGCUUUAUUUUCAGAUGUGGCUUACAGAGCUGCAGAUUCGGUGUCUUAAGCACCCGGAGUACGCUCAUAUCAGGAUCAAUGGAGUGCAUCCUGGCUUUGUCGCUUCGGGGAUCUGGCACGACGACUUGAAGAGGAGUGGCAUUUCGAUACGAGCUCUUGCUUUUCUCUUGCGUUAUGUUGCUAUUACGCCGCAACAGGGUAGUUUGGCGAUUAUUAAUGCGGUAACUAACCUGGAGUGUGGGCGGGAUAUUAGUGGUGGGAAAUAUUUCAAUCGUGUUUGGGAAGCACCGGCGCAUUCUUAUUGUCGGGACGAAGAUGCACGGUGUAAGUUGUGGGUUAAGUUGGAUCAGGUCCUAAAUCUUCGGGAAAGGGGCCUUUUUGAUGUUCUUGGUCUUUGA
Molecule: messenger RNA, 1035 nt
Organism: Penicillium angulare
Lineage: Eukaryota; Fungi; Ascomycota; Eurotiomycetes; Eurotiales; Aspergillaceae
Exons: 1
Coding region: 1-1035 (344 amino acids)
Source: RefSeq, a predicted model, not a curated record